GAUGCGUCAUUUCUGCUAGCUCAGUGAUGGUCCAGGGACAACCGCUGUGGCUCUUUCUCCUUCUCCUGCAUGGGUUCGGAAUGAAGAGUUUGGUGAAACCUGCUGCAGUUUUGUAAUUUUGCAAUCCCAGCAUCAAGCUGAUGUAGCAUAGUCAGUAAAUGCAUAGAUGAGCUGCAAAAUCAUUCGCUCGUCGACGAAUUUGAUCCAGCUGUGGCCUUGUGGGCUCGUUAUUACCUCUCUGGUUAUGUCACGCUCAGAACAAAUACAAUGAAUGUAAUGCCGUGCUUUUAAGCCAUCCUGCGCACAUGACCUGAGUGUGGAAUAAUACUAGUCCGACUCGGGGGACUCAAGGCCAAACGACGGCGCACUCGCAGUCGGCACUGUGCUUGGGCGUUGGAGGCGUGGGACUUUUGCUCAACGCACAUCUGCUAGUUGGUGGUCGAUGGAUGUGACACCGACUGAAGCCGCUGGGACGGCCGAGGUUGCGGCGGAGCACGCACCGGCGUCGGUGGCCAUCCUAAUUCAGCUCUUCGUUCUGGCAGUGGCGUUUGUCAUCGGGCGAGCUCUUGAAAAGAUCAAAUUCCAAUGGAUGGGCGAGGCGGGCGCGGCGCUGCUACUCGGCCUGUUCGUAGGACUCAUAUUGAAGGCGGCGGGCGUGGGCGCCGACCUGGCUUCCACCGUCGCUUUCAAGGGCGGCAUUUUCUUCUACGUGCUACUGCCCACCAUCAUGUUUGAUGCUGGAUACAGCCUGGAUACACGAUCCUUUAUCCGGAACGUGGGCAGCGUGUGCAUGUACGCGUUCAUCGGCACCACCAUCUCGUGCUUCACCAUCGGGCUCAUGAUGUGGGCGUUCGGCAUUUGGGGUUGGUGCUUCAAGAUGCCGCUGCUGGCCAACCUCACCUUUGGAGCGCUCAUCAGCGCCACAGAUCCGGUGACGGUGCUCGCAGUGUUCCAGCGCCUCAACGCGCAGCCCGACCUGUACAUGAACGUGUUUGGAGAGUCGGUGCUCAACGACGCGGUGGGUAUGGUGUUGUACAACGUCAUCUCGGCCUUCCUGGGCGGCAAGGAGGUCACCGUCGGAUCUGUGUUCGCAGGCAUCGGCUUGUUCGUGGGCAUAUUCGUGGGCUCGGCGGUCAUCGGCAUCGCCAUCGGGCUUCUGGCGGCGUUCAUCUUCAGGUCUCGCUACUUCUACUCGGGGCCGGUGGUGGUGGAGCAGGGCGGCUCUUCCUCGGGCGAGCUGGAGGUGUCCGCGCCCGCCGGCAACAGCACAUUUGAGGUGGGCCUGGCGGUGGUGUUCGCGUACGGCAGCUAUUUGGCGGCCGACGCGGCGCGCUGCAGCGGCAUCGUGGCGGUGGUCGUCAACGGCAUGGUCAUGAACAUGUAUGUGCGGCCCAACCUGAGUGAGGCGGCGGAGCACAAAAUUGAGACGCUGUUCAAGACGCUGGCUGGCCUGUUCGAGCUGUUCGUGUUCUCGUACAUCGGCAGUACAAUGUUCCUGGUGGAGGAGGAGUACGACAUCGCUAUGUACACGUUUCUGUGUCUGUUCGCGCUGGCUGUGUCGCGGCUGUUCAACAUCCUGCCCUGCACCGCCGCCAUCAACCUGCUGAGGCCGCGGGAGAGGCACAUCGACAACAAGCAGCAGUUCAUGCUGUGGUGGGCGGGCCUGCGCGGCGCAAUGGCGUUCGCGCUGUCGGUGGAGGCGUCCGAGGACUUUGGCGUGUACGGCAGGGUAAUGAAGACGUGCACGUUUUACAUCAUCUUCAUCACCGUCUUGAUCAACGGCGGCACCUCGGCGUCCAUGUUACAGCGGCUGCGGCUGCGGGCGGAGGACACGCCCGCGCUACUGCUCAACUGCAAGGAGCAGAGCGCGAACCUGGACGGCUUUGGCGGCGGCCCGCGCGCGGAUGGCGACAGCGAGGAGGGCGAGGGCGAGGCAAAGCCCCAUGCGGGCGGACCCCUGGGUCGCAGGCGGGGCAGCCGUCUGUGUGCCUCGGAGCCUGACGACGACGAGGAGGCCCAUGCGGAGGGCGGGGACCGGUUCGCAGCGGGCGGAGGCGGAGGCGACGGCACACUCAGCAGUUCGCGGUCCUUCCGCCAGUCGCUGGCCAGCUCUCUGAAGCGGCCGUCCGAUCUGUUGGAGAGGGUGCGAUCGCUCAACGAUGGACGACUUGUGGACAAGUUUGAUGCCUUUGACCGCAAGAUGUCAAAGGUGCUUAUCCAUCCCGACGCCCGACGCGAGGCCGAGCUCACUGCUGCGGGCGGUCACAACAACUCGCACCCGCAGUCCCACGCCCCGCACGACGCCGCAGCGCAAGCUGCGCACGCGGCGCAUGCCCACGGCUACAGGCAGCCCUCCGGUGGCGGCGGCAACGGCACGACGCACGCAAACCCAGGGCAGCUGUUUGCCGCGCCCGGGCCGUCAGCACCCGAUCUGGAGCAGUGGUCAGCCGGCGGCGGCGGCAUCUCUGCUGGGGGCGGCGCCUCCGGGGUGUCAGGGCAGCAGCAGCCAGAGGGGCGUGGCGAGAUUGGGAACGCAAAUGUUGGCGCCGGCGGUACGGGAGGAGACCCCGGAGAGUCAAUUGGAAGCGGCCGGUCAGUGGGCGGCACUACUGGUUCGGCAGGGGCAGGGAAGGGGCCCGCCAAGAUCGGGCCUGCUGCGUCGUUUGGGCGAGUGGCGUGGAAGGGCAUGGACGCAUCAGGGCGGGAUGGCAGCGGCAGCGGUAGUGGCAGGACGGCGUCUUAGCGUGCGACGGCGGCGUGGCUGCCGCGUGCGCUAGGUCCGGCGGGGAAUGCCAGGGCCGGGGCACCUGCGGAUAAGAUUGCGGGUGUUACGCAGAUACGGGUGACACCGGCGCUGUGUGAUCGGGAUGAUGGGGAACAAUCGGCGUUGAAGUUUCCUGUGGCCCUACUCGACCUCUGCGAGAACGGUGCAGGGAGCGGGCGAAGCGCCGGAGGCAGUUCAGGCGCGCAGGUUGAGGCCGGCCGGUGUCUAGUUACGGUCUUUGCUGGCGAGCAUAGCACAGCACAGUAUAUGGUAGGCCGCACGCAGCAGUGAGGAGUGUUGUAGCUAGAGGAUUUCCUGCUGUUUGGUGUCCUGUGCUGGCUGUACUGUUGCUUGCCAGCGGGACGUGGCUGGAUACAUCAUGGCGGGCCGUGCCUGUACGAACCGACCCCGGCUAUGUCCGGGAGAUGGGGUAGACGCUUGCGGCCUCAGACUAGAGACGUGGCGUGGGCUCAGCCCACUUUUCCCAUGUCCUGUGGUGUUCCGGGGUAACAGCACGUUCACGGGUUGGUGGCGGUGCUUAGACUUAAGGGCGCAGCCAGCGGUAACAGUAGACAGUACGACAUCGGUCCAUUGCAGCCGAGUACCUGCUGCGAGUCAUAUGCUUAAGUCCUGCAAAGUGAAUGUCGAUUGGUGGCUGGCUCCAUGUGUUGCCUGGGAGGCUCAACAGGUAGGUACACAGAGGCCUGAGAAAGCUCUCAAGCUCAACAGGCUGCACUGGGCUACACAACAGCUGGUUUGCAGCGAUUGGGUGGCUGGCAAUGCACUUGACGCGCCACACACACAUGCGCACACACGCAAUGAUAUAUGAUGCAUGUUUCAGUGCGUGAGGGCUCAGGUGUUGGACGAUGAUCAACGGUGCAUUCUCGUGUGCAGGCGUGUGUAGGCGUGGACGUGGCGGAUGCGGCAGGCGGUAGCAUGGCGCAGCGGUUUGCGGGUUGGGUGGCUACGGUAGACUUCUGCAGGAUGCUUCAAGUGGCGGGGCGUGUUACGAAUGUUGUGCGAGACAUAUAUGACAUACGUGGUUACAGUGUAUGCGAUCUUGCAUCCUUGGGUGUGCACCCGGCAGAGAGCCAGCAUGGAUGGCCCUAAUGCACCAUGGGGGCAUGCCGCAUCCGUGGAGAGUACUGUAUCUCCCAGGCCAGGUUGGCCAUACGCCAGCACUUGCAAGCGCUGGAGUCAACAAGCAACGCAUACGUGUGAAAAACCC
Chlamydomonas reinhardtii is the source of this 3992-nucleotide messenger RNA. RefSeq lists its product as uncharacterized. The record is from RefSeq and is a predicted model, not a curated record. Gene Ontology annotation, molecular function: sodium:proton antiporter activity. NCBI's taxonomy places the organism in Eukaryota, Viridiplantae, Chlorophyta, Chlorophyceae, Chlamydomonadales, Chlamydomonadaceae. Bases 443 to 2743 code for a protein of 766 amino acids. The transcript has 19 exons. Gene Ontology annotation, cellular component: endosome; membrane. Gene Ontology annotation, biological process: sodium ion transport; regulation of pH; proton transmembrane transport.